Setaria italica (foxtail millet) is the source of this 1124-nucleotide messenger RNA. RefSeq lists its product as uncharacterized. NCBI's taxonomy places the organism in Eukaryota, Viridiplantae, Streptophyta, Magnoliopsida, Poales, Poaceae. The record is from RefSeq and is a predicted model, not a curated record. The coding region runs from base 93 to 839 and encodes 248 amino acids. The transcript has 2 exons.
AUCGCACUCACACCGCGGACACCGCCGGGCUAUACGAGGAAAGACGGGACCCGACCCGCAGCCCUCCAGCGCGGCGCCACGCCGCCACGGCAAUGGAGUCCGACGCGGAGCGAGCCCCAAACCCUAGCAGCCACCACCACCAACCCCUCCGGCCAGCCAAGUCCGCGGCGUUCAAGCGCGAAGAGCGCCGCAAGCGCAAGGACCGCAAGCGGCAGGAGCGCCUCGCCGACGAGCUCGCGCGGUGGGAACCCCUCGGCGCCCCGCCGUCCCGUCCGGCCGCCACCGGAUCCGUCUCCCCCUCCAGCCCGCAGCCCGACAUACCGUGGCCGUGCGACUCGCCGCCACCUCCGGACCCGGCGGAAUGGAGCUGGGGCCCGCCCGCCGUACCCCCGCCCCAGCCCACGGUCGAAGUGGCGGCGGCGGUCCCGUUGCACCCGCAGGCCGCCGCCGUGAGGUCCUGCCGCGCGUUCUUCGAAGCGCGGAUCGAAGAUGACGAGGAGGAGGAGGAUGCUGAAGGCAGUGCGGCACGGUUCUUCGGCGAACUGCUGGGCGGCGACGCGGCGCUGAGGGGAUUCUACGAGGCGGAGCGGGAGAAGGGGCAGUUCCUGUGCCUGGUGUGCGAGGGGAGCGGCGCCAGGGUGGGCAAGAGGUUCGCGGGCUGCGCGGCGCUCGUGCAGCACGCCGGGUCUGUCGCCCGGACCAAGAGGAGGCUGGCGCACCGCGCGUUCGCCGGCGCCGUCGGCCGGCUGCUCGGAUGGAGCGCAAGCCAGGCCGCGCCGCCGGCGGCAGGCUCUGACAGCGAUGGCGCUUCUCAAAGCGUAGACAUGGAGGUGUCCUGAUCGUAGACGUAGAGCUUUAUCCAGGCAGGCUCUGACAGGUAUGGCGCUUCAGAUCAACUUGAUACUAGCUCUCAAAGCGUAGAAAUGGAGGUGUCCUGUUGUCCUGAUCCUAGAGCUUUGCCCCCUUGGUGAAGGGAAACAGUGUACAACAUGCUUCAAGCAUCUUGAACUCAGUGAUCGUCACAUUGUUGAAUAUCUUUAGUUCUCGACUGGACAUCAUGGAUUGCUGGUUUGCUCCUGAUAGUAUUGACCUUUUGAAUUGUCAGGAGUCCUGUUCCCAUUUUA